This is a messenger RNA of Malaclemys terrapin pileata, 2444 nucleotides long. RefSeq names its product antizyme inhibitor 1 (gene AZIN1). The coding region runs from base 521 to 1873 and encodes 450 amino acids. The record is from RefSeq and is a predicted model, not a curated record. Lineage: Eukaryota; Metazoa; Chordata; Testudines; Emydidae. The transcript is spliced from 12 exons. Gene Ontology annotation, molecular function: ornithine decarboxylase activity; ornithine decarboxylase activator activity. Gene Ontology annotation, cellular component: cytoplasm. Gene Ontology annotation, biological process: negative regulation of protein catabolic process; positive regulation of polyamine transmembrane transport.
UGCCUGCUCGGCGUUGUUGCGCGUGUCCCUACCCGGCUGGCCGCCACCACCCCGCUCUGCCCGGCUCGCUCCCUUCGCGCUCCCGGCCUGCCCGUCUCUCCGCGCCCGUGCCCCGCCGUCCCAGCGCUGCCCUGCGCUCCCCCCGCCGGCCGCCCCCGCAGCCUAUGGCCCUGGAGGGCGCCGCUGCCGCCGCCUGUAUUUCUGCUGUAGGUUCCCACAUCCCUCUUUAAAAAUUCCGCCUAAAAAGCGAAGACGAUUUACCAAAUCCUUCGGGCCGUUGUCGCACGGCAAACUCUCUGAUCAGGUUUACAACUAUCCAGAAGGCCUAGGAGAAGUGCUUUAUAGAGAACAGUUCGACUUCAACGCCGAGCCACCUUGGGAACCUAGCUGAUGAUAGUAGGGUUCCAUCUCCUAACUUGUCCAUUUUGUUGCAUAAUUUAAGGACCCGGAUCUAAGGCUUGGCGGCCUGUCCCUUGUGUUUCUUGGUUUAUGACUGUCGGCUUUGCGGAAUACGGCUGAGAUGAAAGGAUUUCUUGAGGAUGCAAACUACUCCAUUGGCCUGCUGGAUGAAGGAGCAACUCUUGGAGAUGUUAUUGACAACUAUGUUUAUGAACAUACACUUACUGGAAAAAAUGCAUUUUUUGUUGGUGAUCUUGGAAAGCUUCUGAAGAAACACAAUCAAUGGCAGAAUGUGAUGGCACCAGUAAAACCAUUUUACGCUGUAAAAUGCAAUUCCACUCCAGGUGUACUUGAGAUUCUGGCAGCUCUUGGAAUUGGGUUUGCAUGUUCUAGUAAAUCUGAAAUGGCAUUGGUACAAGACUUGGGCAUUGCUCCUGAAAACAUUAUAUAUACAAAUCCUUGCAAGCAAGCUUCUCAGAUAAAAUAUGCAGCGAAAACUGGGGUAAACAUCCUGACUUGUGACAAUGAAAGUGAAUUAAAGAAAAUUGCACGUAACCAUCCAAAUGCUAAGCUCUUACUACAUAUUGCCACAGAAGACAUUAGUGGAGCUGAGGAGAUGAACAUGAAAUUUGGCACCAUGCUGAAGAGCUGUAGGCACCUCAUGGAAUGUGCUAAGGAGCUUGAAGUCCAAAUAGUUGGUGUUAAAUUUCACAUUUCAAGCUCUUGCAAGGAACCUCAAGUGUACGUUCAUGCUAUAUCUGAUGCUCGGUGUGUGUUUGACAUGGCUGAAGAAUUUGGCUUUAAGAUGAACAUGUUGGACAUUGGUGGGGGCUUCACAGGUUCAGAACUUCAGCUGGAAGAGGUUAAUCAUGUCAUCAGUCCGUUGUUGGAUGUCUACUUUCCUGAAGAAUCCGGUGUUAAUGUGAUUGCAGAGCCUGGAUGUUAUUAUGUUUCAUCUGCAUUUACUCUAGCAGUUAACAUCAUUGCAAAGAAAGCUGUUGAAUAUGAUAAAUUUCUUCCCUCUGGAAUGGAGCAAACCAGGAGUGAUGAUGAGCCAAUCUUUAUGUACUACAUGAAUGAUGGUGUUUAUGGUUCUUUUGCAAGUAAAUUGUCUGAGAAAUUUAAUACCAUCCCAGAGGUUCACAAGAAAUACAAGGAAGAUGAGCCUCUGUUUGCCAGCAGCCUUUGGGGUCCAUCCUGUGAUGAGCUUGAUCAAAUUGUGGAAAACUGUCUUCUUCCUGAGUUGAGUGUCGGAGACUGGCUGAUCUUUGAUAACAUGGGUUCUGGUACCUUGGGUCAACAGUCUGCCUUUAAUGAUUUUCAGAGGCCACCAGUUUACUACAUGAUGUCUUUCAAUGACUGGUAUGAGAUGCAAGAUGCUGGAAUUACUUCAGACACAUUGAUGAAGAACUUCUUCUUUGUGCCUUCUUGCAUUCAGCUGAGCCCAGAAGACAGCUUUUCCACUGCAGCUUAAACAGGCAGUAACGCUUCAUGUAGACUUGCAGUUGCAAGCCUGUAGUUUGUCUGGUCAACAUUCCACUGUGGAAUUAAAAUGGAACAAUCUUGAAUUCAACUCGUUCUCUUCAAAACUUGAAAAUUAGUAAUAGCCAAUUGGGACCAGGCAAAACCAGCUACAACUACAAUUCACUGGGGGUGGGAGGGUUAGAUGAUAAUGUCCAGAUUUAAACUUGCCAGUUCGUUCAACCCCUGAGCGUUUAAAUAAAAUAUGCAACAAAAUGGAUGACUUAGUCGAGAUGGAAACCCAUCACUUGGGUUCUCAGUUAAACAGUUUACAUACAAGUACACAGUUUUUAUACUAAGGAUUCCUGUUAGAAAGUCUUGUAAAGUUAUUGUCUUUCACCCAGAUAUAUCAAAUGUCAGUGGGAGACUAGUGUGACUUCAUUAGAGAUGUUCAGUGUAUUUAGUGUGUAAAUUUGUGCUUUGAACUGUAGUUCAAUAAAUGUAAAAUUGCAUCAUAGUAUUUGUUGUAUUUGACCCUUGACGUAACCCGUGUAUGAUUGCAAUAAAACUUUGUGUAGAUUUUU